Epinephelus lanceolatus (giant grouper) is the source of this 3150-nucleotide messenger RNA. It is a transcript of the gene pde5aa, whose product is annotated as phosphodiesterase 5A, cGMP-specific, a. Gene Ontology annotation, molecular function: protein binding; 3',5'-cyclic-nucleotide phosphodiesterase activity. Gene Ontology annotation, biological process: signal transduction. Lineage: Eukaryota; Metazoa; Chordata; Actinopteri; Perciformes; Serranidae. The record is from RefSeq and is a predicted model, not a curated record.
GGUUCGACACCAGGAGCAGCAUCUUCUGCCGCGGGGACAGAGGAGUCCCUCCUCAGGGAAACUGUGACUGAGCCGCAGAUGGUGAGAGGCAUGGGCUGGUUCUUCUCUCCGCUGUGGAGCCCGCGCUCCAAGACGCGCAGCAAGAGGUUUGCAGACGGUAUGAGAAGCGACCAAGUGGAGGCAUGGCUGGACGACCACUCCGACUUUACGAGGGCGUACUUUUUACGCAGAGCUUCCGCGGUCAGCACUUCACAAACAGAGUCUCCACUGCCCAGGAGCAGCUCUGACCACUCUGGCCUGCGCAGGAAGCCUCAUCAUCGCAGAGCUUCCUCUCCACUGUCCAGCUCACAUUUAAACAUUUCAUCCUUGACAGACAGGCUCAAACCCCUCGCCUCCAAUCUCAGUGCCCCUGAGUGGAAUGAUCGCUUCAGUCCAGAUAUUCUUGGCUGUCAUUCCCCUUGCUCUCCACGCUCUGCUCGUUCUUCUCGCUUCUCUUUUUCUCCUUGCCGUCCUCUUUCUCCCGUUUGCCCCAGCUCCCCUGACUUAUCCCGCUCUCCCCAUCCUCUGCUUCUCACUGCCACAAACACUGAAGCCUGUGGCCAUGGUGAAUACUGCCCGUGGAUGAUGGAGCUCCUAAGAGGAGGUCUCAGCUGGAUGGGUUCUGUGACAGAGCUCUGCCAGGGGGCUGUCCUGCACUCUGGGGAGCUGCUUGCAGCUGAGUGUUGCUCCCUGUCUCUGGUUAAGAAAGACAGCAGUAGAAGGAGCACCCUGGAGGAGGUGGUCGCCCCGACAGGGUUGGGGUGCUUGAGUGAAGGCAGCCAUGCACACCUGGACCUGGUGAAGGGUAUCAUGGGAUGUGUACUGGCUACAGGGUCACCAAUGAACCUGAGAAAUGCAUCAGAGGUCCCCAGAUUUGACAUAGAUGACGAUCAAUCAUCCACGAUCAGGACUGUUUUGAGUGUUCCCAUUAAUAACCACAGGGGAGAGGUGGUAGGUGUUGUGGUUAUGAUCAACAAGAGAAAUGUCUGUGAAGGAUCAGAUUCUGCUUUUACCAACAAUGAUGAAAAGGUGCUGUCAUAUCAUAUGGAUGUGUUGGGGAUGGUCCUGGAUAAUGUCCAGCUGCAUGAGAGCGCAAGACAGGAGGCCAGACGCAGCCAGGCUUUGAUAGAGAUGGCACAGGUGUUGUCACAGGAGCAUCGUUCCUUUGAAGUUCUGCUAAGUAAGAUGGCUGCCACCAUCAUGCCUUUCACACGUGCUCAGUACUGCACCAUCUUCAUCCCCAGCGAGCAAACCCCAGUUACGAAAGACAAGGUGUCGUUCUCCAGAGUGAUCCACCUGGAGUGUGAGGAGCUCGGAUCAACCUGCCAGAUCUACAGAAGGGAGCAUGAUAUCACUGAUUUAGACCCAUCACAUGCCCUUCAAACUCUGGCUGCUAUGGAAACACUCAAUAUGUCGGAGGGCUCAGAGGAAUCAAUGAAGAGUCUGAUCUGCUGUCCUGUCAGAAAUGAGAGGUCUGAAAAUGUUAUUGCGGUGUGCCAGCUCAUGAACAAGAGGAGCAGAGACUCAGAAGAGAUGGAGGCCUUUAACAGAUAUGAUGAGCGCCUACUAGAGGACCUGGCAGUGUACUGCGGCCUGGCUCUUCAGUACGCUCAGGCUGUGCAGAUGACUGAGGAGCGGAGGGCCAGUAUAGAGGUCACACAGGAGGUUCUUGCCUACCACAUCACCGCAGCAGAGCAGGAAAUCCAAGCAUUGCAGGAGGCCACUAUUCCUUCUGUUGAAUCACUGAAUAUUCUAGACUUCCAUUUCUCUGAUUUUGGCAUGCCAGAAGAUGUGACCUCUCAGGCUGCCAUCCGUAUGUUCCUGGACCUCAAUUUGGUGCAGGAUUUUAACAUUGAUUACAAGGGGCUCUGUCAGUGGGUUCUGACUGUGAAACGUGGCUACAGGAACAAUGUGCCAUAUCACAACUGGAACCAUGCAUUGUGCACUGCUCAAAGCAUGUUUGCUAUACUCAUGGCCACAGACCAACUCCAGACCAUCUUUUCCCGUCUGGAAAUUUUAGCACUGAUGAUUGCCACUCUGAGUCAUGACCUUGAUCACAGGGGCGUCAGUAACUCGUACAUAGAGAGGAGUCAGCAGCCUUUAGCUCAGCUGUAUGGACACUCCUCUCUUGAAAACCACCACUACAACCUGUGCCUUUUCAUCCUAAACAACACUGGGAGUCAGAUUCUCAGCGGCCUCUCUGCAGAGGACUACAAAGCUGUACUACACAUGAUCAAAAGGGCAAUCCUCGCAACUGACCUGACCGUCUACAUGGAGAGAAGAAAAGAAUUCCAUUCUCUCUCCAAGAAAAGCAGAGUGAACUGGAAGAGUGAGAAACAAAGAGAUUUACUGAGGUCGAUGUUGAUGACAGCUAGUGACCUCUCUGCUAUCACAAAGCCUUGGCCUGAACAAAAAAGGAUUACAAACCUGGUUGCCAUGGAGUUCUUUGCACAGGGGGAUAAAGAGAAAGAAGAGUUCAAAAUCCAACCCAUUGACAUAAUGAACAGAGAAAACAGCACUCGACUGCCAAACAUGCAAGUUGAAUACAUCAAUGACAUCUGCUAUCCACUGUACAAGGCUGUAUCGAGACUGUUUGACACUUGCACCCCGCUGCUGAAUGGUUGUAAGAAGAACAGAGAAAACUGGAUGCAUCUAGCUAAGAAAGCAGAGGAAGAAGGCUGUGAAAAUUGUUGUUGUGUAACCGUGGAAAUGCACCAAAGCAAUGAGGAUGAGAAGCCGUCAGAGGAAUAAAGAACUGGACAGAGGACGAAAGGAAUUUUUCCCACCUGCACCAGUUUGUUCUCCAUCCUCUCUUGGACACAUCUUGUCUAAAAAUGAUCAGAGUGCCCACACAUCAGAACUUUGAUUACGAAAUAUGUUGAAGAGACAUACAACAAUCUUGACGAAUGCAAGCAAUGUUGUCAUUAUGUCCCAGACACCUGGCAAAGAGCAUAUCCUGCAGCAAGGCCAAUGUCAAACCUAUCAGUAGUCCCAAGUCUCAUAAGUAACAUUGAUCUGUUUCAUUGUAUUUAAAGAACUGAAGCUACAGAAACUGUGAAAAUAAUAUUUUCCAUUGUAUAGUUGCACUAAUGUGUCGAUGCAGAACAUUGU